AAUAAUAAUUUGAAACCAUCUCCUCGGAUUUCCCCUUUCUUCUCCGUUUUUGACCUAAUUCUUUCAAGCUCUCCGCAAACAAUGAAGAAUCCCACUGGAAAAGACGAAGAUCAGAAUCGCUCUAAUUCGAAAUUCAUGAAGAGCAAGAAACACAAGAACAUGAAACGGUUGGGAGGGAAGGGCCUUUCGCUCGAGGCGUUCGCGAAUGCUAAAUCAACCACCGAUUACUAUAAUCCGGCUUUGAUAAAAAAGCAAAGAGAGUUCUAUAAAAAUGCUAAACAUGUCAGCAAGUAUAAGAAGUUAGUGAAGUAUCAGAAUCAGCAGAAUGAGAGGCCCUCUAGCUCUACUGUUGGACUUGUUGAGGAUGAAAAUGAAACAAAAUUCGAGAAUCAUACGAACGGCAGACGUGGGAAAGAAAGGAAUAAAGGUGUACCUAGUCUCCAGGCACUGUAUGAGAGAAAGCAUGAAGAGAAAGAGAAAGCAAGAAUGGAGAAAGAAGCCAUUAUUGCUGCAAAAAAGGAAGAACAAGAAAGGGCUAAAGCUAGACGAAACGCUACAAGAGAAAAAAUGUUCAAAAGAACACAAAAAGGUCAGCCAGUUAUGAAGUACAGAAUUGAGCAUCUUUUGGAGACUAUUGGUGGAGCCUCGAUGAAGCACUGAGGCCUUUGGUUUUUUUCAAUGAACUUUGUAGAAGAAUUUUUUGUCGCUUUAGGAAUGUAUAUUUUCUCUUGUACCUUUAGUUUGCUUCAUUAUUCAAUCAAAUGAUUCCAGUGUAUUACAAUUUUUAAUCUAAUCUAAAUAAUCCAAAUGCUUAAUAUUAUCAUAUUGCCGUCCA
Benincasa hispida (wax gourd) is the source of this 835-nucleotide messenger RNA. Its product is annotated as rRNA-processing protein. Lineage: Eukaryota; Viridiplantae; Streptophyta; Magnoliopsida; Cucurbitales; Cucurbitaceae. The record is from RefSeq and is a predicted model, not a curated record. Gene Ontology annotation, cellular component: nucleus.